GCGGCCCCGGCGGAGCUGUCGGCCUUGGCGGCGGCGCGUCCCGAGAUGAGCAGCCCCGAUGCGGGCUACGCCAGCAGCGACGACCAGGCGCAGGGGCGGUGCUCGCUGCCCAUCAUGAUGCCGGCCGUGGGCCCGUGCCCGUGGGCAGAGGCGCUGAGCCCGCUGGGCGAGGCGAAGGCGAAGGGCGAGGCGGCGCCGUCGGGGGCGGCCGGGGGCGGCCGGAGCAAGAGCGAGGCGCGGAUCCGGCGGCCCAUGAACGCCUUCAUGGUGUGGGCCAAGGACGAGCGCAAGCGGCUGGCGCAGCAGAACCCGGACCUGCACAACGCCGAGCUCAGCAAGAUGCUGGGUAAAUCGUGGAAGGCGCUGUCGCUGGCGGAGAAGCGGCCGUUCGUGGAGGAGGCGGAGCGGCUGCGGGUGCAGCACAUGCAGGACCACCCCAACUACAAGUACCGGCCGCGGCGGCGGAAGCAGGUGAAGCGCCUGAAGCGGGUGGAGAGCGGCUUCCUGCAGCACGGCCUGGCGGAGGCGGCGGCGCCCGGGCUGGGCAGCGAGGCCGGCGGCGGCGGCGGCAGCAGGAUGUGCAUGGAGGGCCUGGGCCUGCCCUACGGCGAGCAGAGCUACGCGGCGGCGGCGGCGGCGGGCGCGGGCCACUACCGGGACUGUCCGCCGCUGGGCGCCGGCUUCGACGGCUACAGCCUGCCGACGCCGGACCCGUCGCCGCUGGACGCGGCGGAGAGCGAGGCGCCGUUCUUCGCGGCGGGGCUGCAGGAGGAGUGCGCGCUGGUGCCCUACGGCUACGCCGCGCACCCGGCGGCCGAGUUCGGGCCGGCGGCGGCCGAGAGCCCCGCGGGGGCCGCGCUGCGCCGGCACCUGCCGCCCGGCGAGGCGCUGGGGCCGGGCGGGUCGCUGCAGGGGCUGCUGGGCUGCCCGGCGCCGCUGCACGCCUACUACGGGCAGGCGUGCCAGCCGCCGGGCCCGGGGCGCGGCCCGCCGCCGCUGCCGGCCGGGGCGGUGGGGCAGCCGUCGCCGCCGCCCGAGGGGGGUCCGUGCCGGGAGCAGCUGGAGCACUUGCCGCAGGAAGAGCUGCUGGGCGAGGUGGACCGCACCGAGUUCGAGCAGUACCUGCGCUUCGCCUGCAAGCCCGAGCUGGGGCUGCCCUUCUCCGGGCACGACGGCGGCGGGCUGCCGGCGCCCGAGGCCGCGGGGCCCAUCUCCUCGGUCGUGUCGGACGCCAGCAGCACCGUCUACUACUGCGGCUACCCCGACCUGUGAGGGACUCGCUCGGGGACACGCCACGGACUGGCAGGGAGGCGCCCGGCCCCCUCCUAUUUAUGUAAUUUAUUUGAAUCUUGAGAACUGACAGGGUAUUCAUCACCUGCUCGAGGUUUAAAAGGUGACACGCCGUCUCGCUGUGUGCAGGUAGUGCAGGUCUUACCGUCGCUAUCCAACAGUGAGAGGAAAAACUGUUCCUGCUGUGGAAUCGUGAUACUAUUUACACACUUGGAAUCAUAUUUCUGGGAUCUUGUUAGAGAUCCAUGUCCUUUUGUAAUGUUGUACAGAGUGCUGGUUUUGUAUGUUGGAUUUUGUACAGAGUAAUUUUGCACUUUUACAAAUAAAAAGGAAAAUAAUAAA
Messenger RNA from Apus apus (common swift), 1632 nucleotides. RefSeq names its product transcription factor SOX-17-like. Gene Ontology annotation, biological process: anatomical structure morphogenesis; angiogenesis; positive regulation of transcription by RNA polymerase II. Bases 46 to 1272 code for a protein of 408 amino acids. The transcript is spliced from 2 exons. The record is from RefSeq and is a predicted model, not a curated record. Lineage: Eukaryota; Metazoa; Chordata; Aves; Apodiformes; Apodidae. Gene Ontology annotation, molecular function: RNA polymerase II cis-regulatory region sequence-specific DNA binding; DNA-binding transcription activator activity, RNA polymerase II-specific.